UAUGAAUAAGCCGGCGCCACCAGUUGUUUGCCACAACGUCCACAACACUAACAUACCACCCCUUCCUUUCACCUCCCACUCUGCAGGAAAGCCAUAAUGAGCAACAUGGAAUGGGACAGCAAGACCGUCAUCGGAUUUAAGGCCAAGGCCCCCAAAGUUACCCGCAAUGCGUCGGACCUAAAUGCCGCGCGCAGAACAGGAGCUGUCGUUGCUACAGACAAGAAGGUCACCGCUGGUGGGAACAAAGCCCGUCCAGGGCCAGAUCACCAACGCAUAGCCAAGCUUGACCGCGAGAACGAAGUCGCUCCUCCACCAAAAGUCAACGCAAGCGUCGGCAAGGCCAUCCAAACGGCUCGCAUGGACAAGCAGCUGACUCAGAAAGACCUGGCCCAGAAGACGAACGAGAAGCCUUCUGUAAUACAAGACUACGAAUCCGGGAAGGCUAUCCCUAAUCCUGCGGUCCUCGGCAAGUUCGAGAGGAUUCUGGGUGUCAAGCUUCGUGGUGCGGAUAUUGGAAAGAAGCUGGAGGGGCCGAAGAAGUCGUGAUUUGACCCCUCCGUCGUCGCAUUAUAUCGAUACAUAUCGGUGUGGAUUGCUAUUACAUGUGUAGUUCUGUCUGUUAUCACUAGAUCUUUUCGCAGUAUUGUACUGAACAUCAUUUACAACGUUUCUGAGCAUAAUGGAAAUCGAACAAAAUACAAGCAGCC
Molecule: messenger RNA, 707 nt
Organism: Suillus fuscotomentosus
Lineage: Eukaryota; Fungi; Basidiomycota; Agaricomycetes; Boletales; Suillaceae
Product: multi protein bridging factor 1-domain-containing protein
Exons: 6
Coding region: 97-546 (149 amino acids)
Cellular component (GO): nucleus
Molecular function (GO): DNA binding
Source: RefSeq, a predicted model, not a curated record